UGCCUCUCACGCCACGUUGUUCGCUCCCUCCCACUGUUAACUGCAAGGACUUUGCGGAGGGCACAAGAUGGCGGCUUUUCGGCAACCCCAGACGGCAGCUGCUCUCUCCCCUGCGGAGAUGGAGCUCAGACUGCUGUGGCAGGACGCAGAAGUUGAAUUCAGGCAGAUGACAAGAAGGAGUUUGACGACAGACCAAGAGAAGCGACUGGAAGAUGUCCUAGCCGAUCUCGAUAGGAAGUAUCGGCCCCCCGAGUCUGAGGCUGGCAAGGACUCAGCCAAAACCAAAGCAAAGAUUCGUGCCACUAUCGAAAAGGUCCUCAGCUGUAUCCAAUUGCUCGGUGGCUUGGCUGCACAAGGUGCAUCGAUUGUGUUUGGACCUGCCACCCUAUGCUUCAACGCCAUCUCGUUUCUAAUCGAUGUACCCGGCAAGGUCGCCGCAGUUUACGAAGGAGUGGGAAAUCUGUUUGAGGAGAUCUCGCACUCUCUCGUGCUGUUCAAGAUCUAUGAAAACUAUAAUAAGCUUGAUCCGGACUUGAGAGAUGGGACGCACAAGCUGAUGAUGUCCAUUGUGAGGAUAUGUGGGCUUUCCAUCAAAAUCAUUGAGGGCGGAGUCUGGCACCAUGUAAAAGUUGGGGCAAAGAUCACUUUCCUGAACGACGACUCCGGUGUUAAGAGCGAACUUACCAAAUUUAAAGCUCUGAUUGAAAAACAGAGCCGGGUUACCGACGCCAUCACCCUUCAGCAUGUUCUGAGCAGCGAAGACAGGAUUUUCGAGGUCCUCCACGCUCAAUAUGAAACUGCAGAGAAACUCACGAACCUGGAAACGAACAUAAGCAUGGUGGCCGAAGACGUAAGCGAUCGUAAGAUGCGCAUGAUACUCUCCGAGAGACUUGACGCUAUGAGCAGAAUGUUGUCAACCUCAACGGCAUCAGCUCAAGAAGCGACGAAAGCAAUGCUCGCCAUGAGGAACGAUCUGCUUGCAGGCAGUGCUCAAUGGUUACUGGAACAUGACGACUACAAAGAAUGGAAGACAGCAGAGGCCAACGCGAUCCCUUUGCUCCUAAUUUCGGGAGAGAAGCACACUGGCAAGUCUUUCCUGCUGGCGGCCAUAGAAAAAGACCUCCGCGAGACUGGCCGGGACGUCUCCAUCGCUUACUACGAAUUUACGAAGCGUGAAGCGAAAAGCGCAAAAGAGAAGCACAAGGAGGACGUGGUGGCGGCCAUGAAAUCAAUGUCCCUACAGCUGGCCAGCCAAUACAAGCAGUACGCCACUGAGAUGGCCGGCCUCAAGGACGAUUUCAGGCCACCAGAUAGCAAGGAGAAAGAGCUUUGGGAGAAGCUAUGGUGGGACAAACUGCAAUUCUCGAGAUACCCCCAGACGAAGGAGACGGCAAACUUCAUCCUGAUGUUUGAUGGCCUCGAAGACUUGUCUGAAAGCAAUUGUGCUAAACUCCUCAAACUCCUCAAAGCAGUCCGAGAUGAUAGCCGUUCCUCAACCAUUCGGCAGCAUAUUCGUAUCAUAGCCACCGCCAGUCCGAAGAUAUUCGAAGACAGCCCCAUCAAACCCAUCGAAAUCGCUGACCACAAUCUAUCCGACAUCAAAAUGUACAUCGAAGACCUGCUUGAAAAGGAUGAAAUUCUUCAAGGUCAGCACGUGGAGAUGUUAGAUCUUCUGAAAGCGAUUCGCACAACGCUUCCCGAGGUAGCCUCGGGGUCCUUCUCCGUUGUACAACAAAAGCUCGAACGAAUCCGAGAGGCAGUGGAUUCGGACGCAUACCUGGACGAUGUACAGACGAUCUUGUCCGAGAAUCCAGCCGACGAUCUGGGCAAGCUUGCGCGCAAGGUCAUUAACGACUUGAACGCGGCCCUGAAAUCUCACGACAUAGACCAAUUAAACGAGCUUCUUCACUGGGCGAUAUUCGGUUUUGAGUACUUCACGGUUGACCACCUCAGAGCAACUAUCUUUUUGAACUCUGGAAAGGCCUCAUUGCAGCCCUUUGAGAGAAAGUUGAAGGAAAAGUUUGCAAGAAUUUUACAUGUCAUUGACGAUCAUGUGGAGGUAGACGUUGACAUUGAAAAUCUAUUUCGAAGCCAGGACAGUCCUGUAUCCGAGACUGCGACAGUACCGGACUUGGAAGCUGCCCGGAUAUCGAUGACGAUUUCAAUUAACGAAGCAGACCUACGGACAGUUCAGCAGUUUUUCUGGGAUCUCACCGAUAAACUCAGAAGCGGGAGGUUCGACUUUUCCACGGACAAAUCGAGCUUGGGCGGCAAGGGUGUCAUCCAGACCGAUGUAGUCCGAGCAAGCUACUACCUCUCCGAGCAACUUUUGAAGCUUUUGAACGACGAGCCUCACGAGAAAACCCAGUGCCUUGUUUCAUAUGCGCUGAGAUAUCUCACUUACCAUCUAGGCAAGGUCAAAGAAUCCCUAGAACAAGGCCGGUUAGGUACCUCGGAACGGAUGAUUCUCGCCAAAAGACUCGUGGAUCUCCUCAGCGACGUGGAGGGAAUUGAGAAGUUCUGGACUACGAGGAAUGAGCUCUCCCCAAACUGGAUCGACCCCGAUCAAGUGAAAAUAGUCCGCGAUUUGCUCAAGGACGAAAAGACCGUAGCCGUGCUCCAGCCAAAAGAGAGACGUUGGGUUAGAGUCCACACUGCAGAUUCCGAAGGAAAAGCGGGCAUCUAUAAGCCCAUAACACUCAUGGUUGCUAGGCGUUGGCUGCGAGAUCGUUCUUGGGACGUGUAUCCUGCGUACAACUGGAUACACAAAUAUAUUGCUUUGCAAAACUCCAAGGACGAGGAAGCCGCCGACAAACAGAAUCAAGAUGAUGGUGAUAAAGACCGCGACGAAAGUAACGGUGAGGCUGCCGCUGACGGACUCGAAGCGCUUGUGAACUCAGAGCCAGAACCUGCACCAUCUUCCAACGUUGAAGAUAUUGUCUCUGCUGCGACUUGGGUCCAACAAGCGCUGUCGCUCAAAGAUGAAGAACUGAACGCAUUAUGGUACGACCGUCUUGGGGAAACCUGCUACGAAUCGGACGAGUUCCAGGCCGCCAAAGAUUUCUAUGAAAAAGCCAAGGCACUCCCUGACUGUCAAUGGACUGCAAAUCAAGGCUGGGCUCUUGCGGUGGACAGACUGAGUCAAGGUCAAGACGACGACGAAGCCAAAAAGAAGGACCUGAAAGAGUCCGCCUGCAAUGAAAUGGAGAUAGCCCUCGCCCACCUGAGAUCGAAGUUGAAUACCGCUGAUUUCGGGAAUGACAACAAGGAUGCCCUCAUUCUAGGUCUAAAGAAACAGGCUUCGUGGCAAUCGGAGCUCAACUCAAUGGAUAAGGCUUUUGCACUCUACGAAGAGGCCCUCGAGGUGGAUCCUAAGGAGCAUGCGAUCCGCUGCGACCUGCUCAAAGCCAUGUAUGCGCAAAACAGAGAAGCCGACGCAAGGGAAAUGCUUCUUCGGAUGAUAAACCAGCGGGGGGAUCCCACGGAGCUCGAUCUUUUCUCAGACUUGCUUUUGUACCUGACUGAGAGUGAGGAGUACUAUGUAUCUCUGCGACCGAUCGACAUUAUCCUAGCCUUGGCUCGCACGGAUGAGAGGCUCAAUGUCCAGACAUUGGAAGCAUUGCAAACGGCCAUUCGUGAUGCCAGAAAGAGCAACCUCGCAAUCAAUGAAGGUAUGCUUCUCCUGUAUGAAGGCAUCGUCCUCACACACGGCGCCACGGAUGAUGCUCGUGUUCAGCAGGCAAUCCGCUGCUGGGAGGACUGCCAAUCUCUCUAUCUUUCAUCUCGUUACGACUUGGUCAUAACCCAGGCGCUCGCGGCUCGCCUUGUGGCGCAACACUAUUUCCAUCAUACGGUGAAGCCCGGCACUGCAGCCGAAGAGCGCAUGGAGUAUGUGAGUAGACUCCUCAGGCUGAAGCGCCUUUCGACUAGCUGGAUUCACAGCUUCCGCCCCAACUCUUAUCUUGCCUCUUACUACGUCAGUCAAAACCAACUGGAGGAGGCACGGCAGCUGUUCAUGGAAGACAUGGUGGCAGCAAUGGAGAUACUUUUUGAUGGCGACCCGGAAAAUGAUUCCUAUGGGUACAGGUAUCUAGCCGACAUCCUGAUGCAUACCGGAGAUGACCUCAACGCCCUCAGUGCGUGGUCUUUACUUGGCCCGAACGACCUGUUCAAGAGUAGCGGUCCUCAGGACCAGCACUCGAACGACGAAAAUCAAGAUGGCAUGCCGAAAGAGAACGGUGGACCUGAGGCAAAGCCUAGCGAGUCGACAGAAAAUGGAUUUGCCGAAGAGGGAGACAACCCUGAGGCUCCGGCCACCGACAAGGCUGAGGACGAAGACGACGCCGAGAUUCGUGAUGGUCCACUUGGGAACACUUGCGAUGGGCUCUGUGACCAUACAUGGCAUUAUGCAGAUGAUUUCUAUGCCUGUCGGUAUUGCCCAGACACGCAGUUUACGCCCGACUGCCUCGACAAGCUGAAGGCGAACAAGCUCGAGCCAUAUAUCUGCCACCCUGGCCACAGCUGGCUGCAUGUGCCAGCGUGGAGCGACAAAGACGCGCUCGAAGUCGGCCCAGGAAAGGUCCGGGUGCGAGGCCAACUUGUGGAUGGUGCACGAGUGGGUGGGGAGAUUGUGGAUAUCCGGCAGUGGCUGGACGAGAUCCGCGACAUAUGGAAAAUACCGAAAAAGGAGGACGUGCCUAUCAUCGCUGAGCCGGCCUCGAUACUGAAUGGAUCGAGCAAAUGA
This is a messenger RNA of Cladophialophora immunda, 4744 nucleotides long. RefSeq lists its product as uncharacterized. NCBI's taxonomy places the organism in Eukaryota, Fungi, Ascomycota, Eurotiomycetes, Chaetothyriales, Herpotrichiellaceae. The transcript is spliced from 4 exons. The coding region runs from base 68 to 4744 and encodes 1558 amino acids. Gene Ontology annotation, molecular function: protein binding. The record is from RefSeq and is a predicted model, not a curated record.